UUUGGUCAAAAGUUCGGAUGUUUGCUCUGUAUUGUGUUAUAAUUUGUAAUGUGGAGCUUGUCAAAAACUGAACUUUUUCUUUUUUGGUCGAAUUUGGCAAUUGUUUGUGUUGUUUCUAGAUUUUUUUUUCUUAGCAUUGUCUAUGUAAAAAUUUAUAUUUUUGUCAGUAUUUGGCAAUGGUUUUCUAUGAUUUGGAGCUUAAUUAAAAUGAAGAAUUUAUAUUUUUGCCUCUAUUUGGAGAGUUUUUUUUGUCUAUGUGUUGUUUCCAGAUUGUUUCCCUUUUUUCAUUUCGAGUGAAAACUAUUUGUAGUUUUCAUUAAUAUGCUAAUUUUAUUUGUUUCACUCUUCUUGAUAUCAUAGGUUUGUUGAAUGGAAAUUGAAAAUGAGGAUCGAGUACUUCUGAUAAAGUUCACUCCAUCAUCAUUUAUAUUUCCUCAUAAUGUCUAAAUCCUGUGAGGUCCCAUUUUACAUUUUGAAGAUGGUUUCCUUGACAUGGUUUCUGAUAUUAGUAGUAGUAUAUAGUCUUAAGAAAAAAACGAUCUUCUUCUUCUUCUUCCUCUGAAAAGAAAUGAAGGGCUAUUUGGUUUACUAUGCUUCGUUCCCUUCUAUAAUUCAAUUGUUUAUUUGGUGUGUUCAUUUGUCCAUCUCAUGUUAGUGUGUGUGAUCCAGACUUUUUUUUUUUCAAAACAAAUAUUACUUUCUGAAUGUGAAGGUAAAAUGAUUGAAAAUGGUGAUUGACACAGGUGUUUCAUUUUUUCCUUCCUGCAGAAUCUUUCCAACAAGAUUUUAUUGAAUGCUGUUAAAGAAUUUUCUCCAUUGAAACUCCGCAUUGGGGGCUCCUUGCAAGAUAAGGUCAUAUAUGGCGUGGAUCCUCAACAGCCAUGUACUCCUUUUAUUAAGAAAAAAUCUGAGAUGUUUGGUUUUUCUCAAGGCUGCCUACCCAUGCAUAGAUGGGAUGAACUCAAUGGUUUCUUCAAAAAAGCCGGAGCUGUAAUCAUUUUUGGGCUGAAUGCCCUUAAUGGAAGGGUUCAUUUGCCGGGUGGUUCUUUAGGAGGACCCUGGAACUCCACCAACGCUGCAUCUUUUAUUCACUACACUGUCAAUAAGGGUUACACUAUCCAUGGUUGGGAGCUUGGCCUCUGGGAGAUGGGUGGAGCUCUUCUGCGGCUCCUGGGCUUCUGCUUCUGGGCAUUUCUAUGGCUCUCCAGCUUCGUCGCAGUGGACGCUGUUGGGGCUUCUCCGCCUGCUGGGGCCAGCAAGGGGACCGCCGUCGUCGAUGGGACAACUGCCAUUGCGGUCACUGACGAUGACUUCGUUUGCGCUACGCUGGAUUGGUGGCCGCCGGAGAUGUGUGAUUACGGGACUUGUAGCUGGGGCCUCGCAUCCGUGCUCAAUCUGGUGUUUCAUUUUUUCCUUCCUGCAGAAUCUUUCCAACAAGAUUUUAUUGAAUGCUGUUAAAGAAUUUUCUCCAUUGAAACUCCGCAUUGGGGGCUCCUUGCAAGAUAAGGUCAUAUAUGGCGUGGAUCCUCAACAGCCAUGUACUCCUUUUGUUAAGAAAAAAUCUGAGAUGUUUGGUUUUUCUCAAGGCUGCCUACCCAUGCAUAGAUGGGAUGAACUCAAUGGUUUCUUAAAAAAAGCCGGAGCUGUAAUCAUUUUUGGGCUGAAUGCCCUUAAUGGAAGGGUUCAUUUGCCGGGUGGUUCUUUAGGAGGACCCUGGAACUCCACCAACGCUGCAUCUUUUAUUCACUACACUGUCAAUAAGGGUUACACUAUCCAUGGUUGGGAGCUUGGCCUCUGGGAGAUGGGUGGAGCUCUUCUGCGGCUCCUGGGCUUCUGCUUCUGGGCAUUUCUAUGGCUCUCCAGCUUCGUCGCAGUGGACGCUGUUGGGGCUUCUCCGCCUGCUGGGGCCAGCAAGGGGACCGCCGUCGUCGAUGGGACAACUGCCAUUGCGGUCACUGACGAUGACUUCGUUUGCGCUACGCUGGAUUGGUGGCCGCCGGAGAAGUGUGAUUACGGGACUUGUAGCUGGGGCCUCGCAUCCGUGCUCAAUCUGAAUCUUUCCAACAAGAUUUUAUUGAAUGCUGUUAAAGAAUUUUCUCCAUUGAAACUCCGCAUUGGGGGCUCCUUGCAAGAUAAGGUCAUAUAUGGCGUGGAUCCUCAACAGCCAUGUACUCCUUUUGUUAAGAAAAAAUCUGAGAUGUUUGGUUUUUCUCAAGGCUGCCUACCCAUGCAUAGAUGGGAUGAACUCAAUGGUUUCUUCAAAAAAGCCGGAGCUGUAAUCAUUUUUGGGCUGAAUGCCCUUAAUGGAAGGGUUCAUUUGCCGGGUGGUUCUUUAGGAGGACCCUGGAACUCCACCAACGCUGCAUCUUUUAUUCACUACACUGUCAAUAAGGGUUACACUAUCCAUGGUUGGGAGCUUGGCCUCUGGGAGAUGGGUGGAGCUCUUCUGCGGCUCCUGGGCUUCUGCUUCUGGGCAUUUCUAUGGCUCUCCAGCUUCGUCGCAGUGGACGCUGUUGGGGCUUCUCCGCCUGCUGGGGCCAGCAAGGGGACCGCCGUCGUCGAUGGGACAACUGCCAUUGCGGUCACUGACGAUGACUUCGUUUGCGCUACGCUGGAUUGGUGGCCGCCGGAGAAGUGUGAUUACGGGACUUGUAGCUGGGGCCUCGCAUCCGUGCUCAAUCUGAGUUGCAGGAUGCUUAGAUUUGGAUGGGAUGGGCGCAGAGUGCAGAAUCUUUCCAACAAGAUUUUAUUGAAUGCUGUUAAAGAAUUUUCUCCAUUGAAACUCCGCAUUGGGGGCUCCUUGCAAGAUAAGGUCAUAUAUGGCGUGGAUCCUCAACAGCCAUGUACUCCUUUUGUUAAGAAAAAAUCUGAGAUGUUUGGUUUUUCUCAAGGCUGCCUACCCAUGCAUAGAUGGGAUGAACUCAAUGGUUUCUUCAAAAAAGCCGGAGCUGUAAUCAUUUUUGGGCUGAAUGCCCUUAAUGGAAGGGUUCAUUUGCCGGGUGGUUCUUUAGGAGGACCCUGGAACUCCACCAACGCUGCAUCUUUUAUUCACUACACUGUCAAUAAGGGUUACACUAUCCAUGGUUGGGAGCUUGGCCUCUGGGAGAUGGGUGGAGCUCUUCUGCGGCUCCUGGGCUUCUGCUUCUGGGCAUUUCUAUGGCUCUCCAGCUUCGUCGCAGUGGACGCUGUUGGGGCUUCUCCGCCUGCUGGGGCCAGCAAGGGGACCGCCGUCGUCGAUGGGACAACUGCCAUUGCGGUCACUGACGAUGACUUCGUUUGCGCUACGCUGGAUUGGUGGCCGCCGGAGAAGUGUGAUUACGGGACUUGUAGCUGGGGCCUCGCAUCCGUGCUCAAUCUGAGUUGCAGGAUGCUUAGAUUUGGAUGGGAUGGGCGCAGAGUGCAGAAUCUUUCCAACAAGAUUUUAUUGAAUGCUGUUAAAGAAUUUUCUCCAUUGAAACUCCGCAUUGGGGGCUCCUUGCAAGAUAAGGUCAUAUAUGGCGUGGAUCCUCAACAGCCAUGUACUCCUUUUGUUAAGAAAAAAUCUGAGAUGUUUGGUUUUUCUCAAGGCUGCCUACCCAUGCAUAGAUGGGAUGAACUCAAUGGUUUCUUCAAAAAAGCCGGAGCUGUAAUCAUUUUUGGGCUGAAUGCCCUUAAUGGAAGGGUUCAUUUGCCGGGUGGUUCUUUAGGAGGACCCUGGAACUCCACCAACGCUGCAUCUUUUAUUCACUACACUGUCAAUAAGGGUUACACUGUCCAUGGUUGGGAGCUUGGUAAGAGUCAUGUCCCAUUUAGAUUCCUCACUUCAUAAAGAUUUUGCUCAAUAGAGAUAGUACUGAAGUUAGAAUAAACAAUGACAAAAGAUUAACAAACAGCUGAUCUAAUUCAAUGGGAUGUUAAAAAUCUUUUAUAUUUAA
Messenger RNA from Phoenix dactylifera (date palm), 3914 nucleotides. NCBI's taxonomy places the organism in Eukaryota, Viridiplantae, Streptophyta, Magnoliopsida, Arecales, Arecaceae. The record is from RefSeq and is a predicted model, not a curated record.